Messenger RNA from Rhipicephalus microplus (southern cattle tick), 3574 nucleotides. RefSeq lists its product as uncharacterized. Gene Ontology annotation, biological process: regulation of transcription by RNA polymerase II. The record is from RefSeq and is a predicted model, not a curated record. Gene Ontology annotation, molecular function: RNA polymerase II cis-regulatory region sequence-specific DNA binding; DNA-binding transcription repressor activity, RNA polymerase II-specific. Lineage: Eukaryota; Metazoa; Arthropoda; Arachnida; Ixodida; Ixodidae. Gene Ontology annotation, cellular component: nucleoplasm.
AGAGAGCGGAAUAUUUUCAGAUUGUCUGCAUUUUUCUAACGUGCAAUGGUCGGUGUUGUUUGAGGAGCGUUUCGCGGCAAAUGAGAAGGUUAAGCACUUGGAAUAAAACCGUUUUUUCGCAAUUGCGUCUCCACUGGCUUGUUUCUCGAACAGCGGUCGUCCAUGUUGCCUGUCAAGUUGGUUGCCGCUGCGCACGUCAGCAUGGAAGGCAGCGUCUAAUGUUAAUCUGCAGUUUGUCGGUAACGGGAGCAUUUCUUUCGUAAAAUCAGGUCAUACAGCUCACGUACAAUGACUAUUAAAGUCUUCCUGGAGGCGACUCCUCUGGUUGUCGAUUUGGAGUUUCCCGAAGGCAUUCAAGCAGGGGCAUGCCUAACUAUCAUCUUAACUUCACCGAGGCAGAAACUGGUUGGUGAAGAUAAACAGGGCAUUCAGUUCAGCCAUGUCAAUGACGAGAUCAUACCAGUUGUUCGGACAGUCACCGUGGAAGACGAUCUGGCUACGUGCAUCCGGACGCUGCAGAAGGUCAAAAUUGAGGCAGCACCAUUGGCCAGCGGCAAAUUGCCCUGCAUUGUCAGGCUGGCUCCCAAGGUCUACUCGGAGAAAGAGGACAGCACCGAGCAGGAGCAGUCGUUUCCUCCCAUUGGCAAGGUACUCGACUGUCUCCCAGGCAGCCCCACCAUGUUCCCCGCUGGGUCAUCUGAUGAGUCUGAGGAUAGCUCUGCAGAAGAGGACAACGACCUCGACUUUGAGGUUCCCACUGGCUUUAGUGACCACCUACAAGUGCAGCCAGAUAUUCCGGAGCUGCCAAGUGUGCUGGGCUCACGUGCCGACAGCCCCUUUGAAGAAUUGGCUCCUGGCUCUUCUACACCACAAUGCAUGGUGUGCAGCUACUCGGCAGAUUCAGCGGACGACCUGCGCUACCAUGUGCGCUUGCAUGCGGUGCAAGGCGAGCUGUGCUGCAAGCUGUGUCGGCAGCAGUUUCGCACCCUGGUUGACUUCAAGGAGCACUGUGACAGCCAUAGCUCCAAACCAGCGCAGAAGAUGCCACGCCGCGCUCCCACCAUGCUCUCAUGCGGCAUCUGUGGGAAGAUGUUCCGCUCACAGGCCUGGCUGGAGCGCCACAUCCAGCAGCGGCACGGUGGCAAGGAUACGGACAGUGUUGAAAGUGCUCCUGCUUCUCAAGACCGGGGACCCCCGAUCCUGCAGUGUUGUGUAUGUGCGCGUACCUUUGCUUCGGCAUCCGCUUUACAGGAACACGAACAGUCACACUACGAAGGGGAGCCAGCCAGCUCGGGAGAUCAUGCCUGUCCCCAGUGUGGUCGGUCCUUCAGCAGCUACCGAGGUCUGCGCAUGCAUCAGCGCAUGCACUGCCGCUUUCAGCAGAGUGGCCGGGAAGGUGCAACCAAUGAGCCGGUGAUUGAGACAGUGAUCGCAGCACCAUUUGACACCAGCAUAGCACCUACGACUCCCAUGGAUGGAGAGACGGUCUUCUCGGAUGCAAUGAUGGUGCCCCUGCAGUCAGUCGGGGAUGAAGGUGGUGACAGCAGCACCGAAGCAGCUGCAGUUACAAUGGAUGUUGAAAUGGCAACAGAGGACAGCGGCAACAAGGAGGCACCAGCGAUGGAGCACGCGUGCCCCCUGUGUGGCAAGAUGUUUGGACGUGCCCUGAAGCGCGACCAUCACAUGGUGCGCAAGCACACCAAGGCGUACCCGCUGCAGUGCACCAUGUGCCGCCGCGGCUUCAUGUUUCGCAAGAACCUUGACCGCCACUUCCAGGAUGCGCACAGCGGUCACUACAUGGUCACAAUGGUUCCAUCAACAAGUGUGCAGCCCGAGACGGCCUCUGGCACAAGGAAGGCACAAUUCAAGUGCAACUACUGUGCCUACACUGGGUCUGGCCUGGUGGACAUCCAGGUACACCUGUCCGCUCACCCGGAGAUCCGCUUCUACGCCUGCGACCGCUGUGACAAGGAGUUUUCCAGCGAGGUGCGGUACCAGCGGCACAUAGAGCGGCGCCAGUGCCGGCAGCGGCCCCAGUGCGACCAGUGUGGCAAGUGCCUGAGCAGCCAGACAGCACUACGCAACCAUCGCCUCUGCCACAGCCAGGAUCGAGGCUACAGCUGCGAUCAGUGCGGAGAGAGCUUCAAGACCAGCACCACCCUCAAGUACCACCAGCAGGCAAAACACGGUGCCAACAAGCCGUUCAAGUGUGAGCACUGUUCCAAGGGCUUCAAUUUCCUGGCCCAGAAGAAGCGCCACAUGAGCCGCAUUCACCUGCGCCAGACCAACCACGCGUGCACUAUGUGCCCAAUGCGCUUCAUGACCCGGCGCGAGCUCAUGCUGCACCUGCUCUGCGGACACAAGUUCCAGCCGGAAAUGUCCGACAAAGGUGCUGCCCUGAUGCCUGAUGGAUCCAGUGCACCAAGCUUGAAGCUGUUCCGGUGCGAGCACUGCGACUAUGUGUCGUAUAGCCGCAAGGGCUACCUGCGCCACCUGGUCGACCACACGGGGGUGUGGCCCUUUGCGUGCGACCUCUGCAGCAAGGGCUUCAUUGAGCGAAACCAGGCCGAGCGGCACAUUCGCACAGCGCACACGAGUGAGAGCUACCCGUGCCCCAAGUGUCCCCGCGUCUUUGUGCUUCCUUCAAGUUUCCAGGAUCACCUGCAGGCGCACGAGGAGCAGCGGGGCAGCACGUGCAGCCAGUGUGCCAAGUACUUUGAGACGCAGGGCUUGUACGACCUGCAUCUUCAGGCCCACUCACGUGACCUGCACUACCGGUGCCACGUUUGUGGCCAGGGCUUCAACAAAAUUGCCUCACUCAACUUUCACACCAUUGUGCACAAGCACGAGAAGGCUGGCCCGAACACGUGGGGCCACGCAUGCGACGUGUGCAAGAAGCGCUUCAAGUACCCGGGCAGCCUGGCCGCCCACCGCUACCGCCACUCACAGGAGACCCGCUUCAAGUGCGACCUGUGCCAGGUCACACUGCACUCCGAGGGAGUCUUUGAGGCACACAUGCGUCGACACCGUGGUGAGAAGCCGUUCAAGUGCACCUUCUGCGAUAAGGCGUUCACGCUGGCCAUGUCUCAGCGUCACCACAUCACCCGUUUCCACACUGGUGACUACCAUAUCUUCUGCCCGCUGUGCAACAAAGGUGUGGUCUCCAACAAGAUGCUGCGCCGUCACCUGUUCCACGUUCACAGCACGGUGUUGCGCAAGGCAGUGCCCGUGAUGGAGGACAGUGGCACCUCCUUGGAAGUGACCACGAUAGACGAAGCGGCUGUGCUGGCCACUGCGGUUGAAGAAGAAGACAGUGUCGUCGAGCUCCACCCUGGAGAAGCGGAUGACACGCUCAGUGUGGCAGACGACGGCACCCUGACUGUUACCCUGCCGGCCGACGCACUGCUGCUCGGUGCGGUCGAAUCAGUUCAAGGGGUGGAAACGGUCGUUGAGACUGUACAAUUUCAGUAAUGUCUCUGGAUUAUGAUCCCCCUUUUUUGUGCAGUUGUUGAGGUUGUUCUUAUAGUAUCUUUUUACUGUAUGUUGACAAUAAAAUGAAGUUGUCGAAUGCAAA